Messenger RNA from Propithecus coquereli (Coquerel's sifaka), 3054 nucleotides. RefSeq names its product RAB43, member RAS oncogene family (gene RAB43). The coding region runs from base 267 to 908 and encodes 213 amino acids. Gene Ontology annotation, biological process: regulation of exocytosis; protein secretion. The record is from RefSeq and is a predicted model, not a curated record. Gene Ontology annotation, molecular function: GTPase activity; GTP binding. Gene Ontology annotation, cellular component: trans-Golgi network. NCBI's taxonomy places the organism in Eukaryota, Metazoa, Chordata, Mammalia, Primates, Indriidae. The transcript is spliced from 3 exons.
GGCCCGCGGGCGGCGCCGGGGGCGGUGCCGAGGCGGAGGCGGGCGGUGGCGGGAGCGGGCCCCAGGCCGGCCGCGGGCCGAGCGGAGGGCCGGGCCGGGGCGGGUCCGGGGCCGGCGGUCGGCGGCGCCGCCCGUUCAGGUGUUGCGGCGGCUCCACGUCUCCCAGCGGCCCGCGGGCUGGAGCGGACGGAGCUGGGCCCGCGGCUUGCGUGAGCCCAGGCCGGCCCCAGCGUGCGGAGCCCCGGCCCUGCGGCUCCCGCGAGGCCAUGGCGGGGCCGGGCCCGGGCCCCGGGGACCCGGACGAGCAGUACGACUUCCUGUUCAAGCUGGUGCUGGUGGGCGACGCGAGCGUGGGCAAGACGUGCGUGGUGCAGCGCUUCAAGACCGGCGCCUUCUCGGAGCGCCAGGGCAGCACGAUCGGCGUCGACUUCACCAUGAAGACGCUGGACAUCCAGGGCAAGCGGGUCAAGCUGCAGAUCUGGGACACGGCCGGCCAGGAGCGGUUCCGCACCAUCACGCAGAGCUACUACCGCAGCGCCAACGGGGCCAUCCUGGCCUACGACAUCACCAAGAGGAGCUCGUUCCUGUCCGUGCCUCACUGGAUCGAGGACGUGAGGAAGUACGCGGGCUCCAACAUCGUGCAGCUGCUCAUCGGGAACAAGUCUGACCUCGGCGAGCUCCGGGAGGUCACCCUGGAGGAGGCGCAGGGCCUGGCGGAGCACUACGACAUCCUGUGCGCCAUCGAGACCUCCGCCAAGGACGCGAGCAACGUGGAGGAGGCCUUCGUGCGGGUGGCCACCGAGCUCGUCAUGCGACACGGAGGCCCCGUGUUCAGCGAGAAGACCGCCGACCACAUCCAGCUGGACAGCAAGGACGUCGGGGAGAGCUGGGCCUGCAGCGGGUGCUGACGGGGACAGGGCGGGCAAGCCGGGGCGUCCCCUGCGUGCUGUCCCCUGGCCCGCCAAGCCCAGCCCUCCCGGGCGUCGGGAUUCUGGAACAUCUGGGUGACGCCCUGCAGGGCGGUGCUGCAUCUUGCAGCCCGGGGGCUUGGCGGGAAGGGAGAUCGGGGUGUGGCCCCUCCUCUGCACGGGGGACCCUGGUGGCACAGGGUCACGGGUGUGGGGACCACCCCCUGGCAGCCAGCUCGGCCCCUCCUGCAUCGCCACAUUCCAGAACUGGCCACGGUGCCUUCCAGCCGUUUCCUGCCUUGAGUUUCCUGCUACUUUUUGCAGGGCUGUAGCCGGUGCCCCGGAUUCUUCUUCUAGAUCAUUCCAGGGCCUCAGCACCCAGCUGCAGAACCAGAGCGACCAGACCCCCCCACCCAGAGAACCCCUCUGCCCCCCAAGCUCCUUCCAGGCGAGGAAUCUGCUUCCUUCCUUUUCUUCGCUGCCUUACCAAGACGUCUGGACUUCUCUGGUUUUCUGUGUCGCUUGUCAUUUCCGUGGGCACAGGCCGCAGCUAGCUAGCGACCGUCUGCCGGCUCCGGGUGGGACACACGGUUGUGCCACCCGGGUUGCAAAAGCAGCUAAUCGUGCAGCAGCAGGCGUCACGAGGCUGGCAGGGCGGCGGGGGGUGAUCAGAUGGGAAAUUCGACCUUUUGGCAAUGAAUUGCACAUUUUGCAGAAAAGCAAAAGAUUUUGCAGCCCUGAGGCUGGGAAGGGGGCAGGUCUGCACCCAGCCUGCGCCCCCCAGCCCCCUGUGCAAGGGGGACUCCCCCCGGGUCCCCGUCUAGCUUGCAGAGCUUGCAAAAGCAAACAAGGCCAGGCCUCGGGGGUCCUCGUCCUGGCCGUUUGCGUCCCCACCCCAGGCUGGAGCACCCAGGAGGGGUCGAGCUGGGCUUGAACCCAGGCCCAGGCUGGAAGAGAAGUCGCGACCUCGCAGAGCCCCGGUGUUUUGGGGGGGUCCGUGCAGGGGUGGGGUGGGGGUCUCGGGAGCACAGACCUGGGGCCCCAGCUCCCGAGCACGGCUACGGCUCCUGCCUGUUGUCCCCGGCUGUCCACUGGGGAAGCCUGGAGCUGUCCCUGUUUCCAGGCUGGACGUCACCAGUGGGGGGACUUUUUCUUCCCCAGGACAUAGGGACAGAGGGAGGACAGAAACCUCCUGCCCUCCACCCCUGGGCUGCCACGAGGAUCCAGGGAGGGGCCCAGGGACACCUAGGUGACCGGUGACAGGCUCACUUGUCACCUGGAACUGAACAACCCCCCAUUCCCCAGCCCCCCCAGGCAGAAGCCCCGCAGAGGCUGGAUUGGAAGCGAGGAGGUGGCGGCUGGCCAAGCCUGGGCCCCGGGAGGUCCCUGUCACACGCUGGUGGCCUCUGGGCUCACCCAGCGACUGAGGAAUUUCUGCCUCAACUUUUUUUUUUUUUUUUUUGCACAAGCCCAGGAUGUCAGACAUGCCGGGCAGAAGGGACCCCGCCACCCCCAACCCCACGGCCAAGGGAAGCCCCCCAAAAACGGCUGACCCCAGAGAUCCGGGCUCCCCCGGACUCCUGUCCCCUCUGCCAACCUGCCCUUUGGGUCGUGUCCUCUAGAAUCCACAGAUGACCCGGCUGGGAGCAGAACUGGCCCCACGCAAGCCCACGCCUUGUCCCCCUAGCGCCACCUGGCCAGAAUGACACCCCUGUGACCCCCCCCCCCGCCCAAUCUGAGACGCAAAGCCACUGUCCACGGGCUCAGCCAGGGUGUCGCCGGGAAAGGACACAAAUCCGGACUCCCAGAGGUGGCUGCUUGUCCUCCCAGGAAAGGGUGUCACCCCAGAGACUCAGGUCCCACGGAGCAGGGAGGUGACAGAGUGUCUAAUUCACAUUGAAUUCUGUCCCUGUCCCCAGGGGAGCCGCAGGGCUGGGGUGUCCCCAAGCCGGGACGCUCUGACUCGUGGGGCUCGGGGCAGGCAGGGCGCGGGGUCAUCUGCAUUUGGACAUUUUUCACGGUUCCCUAUUUAUGAAUCUAUGAAUCUUUCUAUCAGAUCUAUUUUUUAAAAACCAUGGAAAAGUUGCCUUUCUGGAAACUUCCAGAGCCAAUGUUCCUGAACCAUUAAACAGGUUUCUGUAACGAG